This is a messenger RNA of Notodromas monacha, 504 nucleotides long. The record is from the annotation of a GenBank genome assembly. NCBI's taxonomy places the organism in Eukaryota, Metazoa, Arthropoda, Ostracoda, Podocopida, Cyprididae.
AUGGGGAACACGAUUGGUGUGAUGGCACCUGAGCGGAUGGACUGCAGGAAGUACAACGUGGAAGGAAAAUACAAACAAAAUGAGGAAACUGGUAUGGAGGACUGGAAUCGGAGUCAUGCGACGGAAGAGGUUGUCGACACUGACCGCGUCUUAUCGUCACUGUCGUCGUCGAGGCUGACAAACAGUCUCGCUGACGAAAUUAGUGCGUCCUUGUGUCAGGAUUGUGCAGUGAAGCAACAGCAAAAACGCGGAAAUUGCGGCGUUUUCGAUCGUUCGUUGUCGGAUUCUGUGUUGAGUCUUGUUGGACAGGAGAGAGGAGGAGAAGAAAUGAGUGUCGAUGACGACGCCGACGUGCGAGACUUGGGUGGUGUCGAUUGGCGAGACGGCGGGAAAAAGGCGGCAAACAGGGGUGACCGGAAGAUGCGAGUUCUGGGUUACCAGGAUUUCUCGACUAUGGGAUUCUUAUACAAAUCCAAUCUGAGCAGGGUAAUACAGUUCUCGUAA